Messenger RNA from Urocitellus parryii (Arctic ground squirrel), 1904 nucleotides. It is a transcript of the gene Gnai1, whose product is annotated as G protein subunit alpha i1. Gene Ontology annotation, biological process: adenylate cyclase-modulating G protein-coupled receptor signaling pathway. The record is from RefSeq and is a predicted model, not a curated record. Gene Ontology annotation, cellular component: cytoplasm; heterotrimeric G-protein complex. Gene Ontology annotation, molecular function: GTP binding; G-protein beta/gamma-subunit complex binding; GTPase activity. NCBI's taxonomy places the organism in Eukaryota, Metazoa, Chordata, Mammalia, Rodentia, Sciuridae.
UGAGCUUUGCGAGGCUGCGGCUCGGCCACCGGCUGGAGGGCGGUAGCCUCUGAAGCCAGAGCCUUCAAACCUGGGUCUCCCGGCGCUGAGCGGCGCCAAAAGCGGAGCCGGGCCGGGGAACUAGGCGCCCAGGGCUGUUUGCUCGUUUGCGGAAAGCGUUUCUCUGGACUCGGUUUAGGACGUAGUGGGGGUGGUGUGGCCGGCGUUGGGAGGUAUUCGAAAGAGAGCUUUCACCUGUGUUCCGAGGCAGCAACCGGGCGMGGAGGGAGCGGCGGCAGGCUCUCGCUCUAGGCACCAUGGGCUGUACGCUGAGCGCCGAGGACAAGGCGGCGGUGGAGCGGAGUAAGAUGAUCGACCGGAACCUCCGCGAGGAUGGCGAGAAGGCGGCGCGCGAGGUCAAGCUGCUGCUGCUCGGUGCUGGUGAAUCGGGGAAAAGUACAAUAGUGAAGCAGAUGAAAAUUAUCCAUGAAGCUGGGUACUCAGAGGAGGAAUGUAAGCAGUACAGAGCAGUGGUCUACAGUAACACCAUCCAGUCCAUCAUUGCCAUCAUUAGGGCCAUGGGGCGGUUGAAGAUAGACUUUGGUGACUCGGCUCGGGCGGAUGACGCCCGCCAACUCUUUGUGCUUGCUGGAGCUGCUGAAGAAGGCUUUAUGACUGUAGAACUUGCUGGAGUUAUAAAGAGAUUGUGGAAAGAUAGCGGUGUACAAGCCUGUUUCAACAGAUCCCGAGAGUACCAGCUUAAUGAUUCUGCAGCAUACUAUUUGAAUGAUUUGGACAGAAUAGCACAACCAAAUUAUAUCCCAACUCAGCAAGAUGUUCUCAGAACCAGAGUGAAAACUACAGGGAUUGUUGAAACCCAUUUUACUUUCAAAGAUCUUCAUUUUAAAAUGUUUGAUGUGGGAGGUCAGAGGUCUGAGCGGAAGAAAUGGAUCCACUGCUUCGAGGGAGUGACAGCCAUUAUCUUCUGUGUGGCCCUGAGUGACUAUGACCUGGUUYUAGCUGAAGAUGAAGAAAUGAAUCGAAUGCAUGAAAGCAUGAAAUUAUUCGACAGCAUAUGUAACAACAAGUGGUUUACAGAUACAUCCAUUAUACUGUUUCUAAACAAGAAGGAUCUCUUUGAAGAAAAAAUCAAAAAGAGCCCCCUCACUAUAUGCUAUCCAGAAUACACAGGAUCAAAUACAUAUGAAGAAGCAGCUGCAUAUAUUCAAUGUCAGUUUGAAGACCUCAAUAAAAGAAAGGACACAAAGGAAAUAUACACCCACUUCACAUGUGCCACAGAUACUAAGAACGUGCAGUUUGUUUUUGAUGCUGUAACAGAUGUCAUCAUAAAAAAUAAUCUAAAAGAUUGUGGUCUCUUCUAAGUUUUGCAGUUAAUAGUAAAAUGCAUUUUCAAACCAAAUGAGUACUUAUGUAUGGAUCUCUCUAGACUAGAGUCUUGCAGCAACACAGAAUGUAGUUAUACAGCAGAUGCAUCUGGGAUCUGACCAAAGUGGUUCUGUUUUGUUUCUUUAACCGAAAGUAACAGAAGGACCUUUCUUAAUUGUGAAAUAUGGUCCUGAAUGUGAAAAUGAAGGACAGUGUUAACGCUGGGCUCUAGUAUAUUGAUUUCUGUGUAAGUGUAAAUAUGCAAAUGUAUGUAUAAUGUAUUUAUAACUUUUAUUUCCCACAUUACUUUUAGGUUUAAGAGUGGCAACUUAUAAUUCUAGUGUGAUGGCUUUGGAAAUAACAUAAAUAUUAAGUACCUUGUACUGAAUGACAGACUUUUACUGUAUUUGCCAGUUUUAAAAAGCUUUAUUUAUGUUCAUGUCCUAUAAAUUUUUAGGUACAAUAAUUGAUAUUAGAAAAUGUCACAGCCCCUUAUCUUGAUUAUAUGUAUACUUGGAUUCAUAAAAAUGUUAUUUGUA